Molecule: messenger RNA, 8492 nt
Organism: Ornithorhynchus anatinus (platypus)
Lineage: Eukaryota; Metazoa; Chordata; Mammalia; Monotremata; Ornithorhynchidae
Gene: BACH2
Product: BTB domain and CNC homolog 2
Exons: 5
Coding region: 236-2698 (820 amino acids)
Biological process (GO): regulation of transcription by RNA polymerase II
Molecular function (GO): RNA polymerase II cis-regulatory region sequence-specific DNA binding; DNA-binding transcription factor activity, RNA polymerase II-specific; protein binding
Source: RefSeq, a predicted model, not a curated record
AGUUCCAUGGUGUAUGACCCACUUUUUCAUAAUACUCCACUGCCCGUGUUUUUACAACACACAUCAGAAGUUCUGGACAUACCGGGCUGAGACCCGAAAAAAUUUCUGGUCGCCGAGUGGUCGGCGGAGAGGUGAAUUCGGAGGAUUGAAGAUGGGACUGGCUCGUAUCGAUCAGAGGACGACUAAGCAUUGCCGAUAGCCUGCGGAUAAUGAGCCAGCCCAGGGUGUGAACGGAAUGUCUGUGGAUGAGAAGACUGAAUCCCCCAUGUAUGUGUAUGAGUCCACAGUCCACUGCACCAAUAUCCUCCUGUGCCUCAAUGACCAGCGGAAGCAGGAUAUUCUCUGUGAUGUGACUUUGAUUGUGGAGGGCAAGGAGUUCCGGGCCCACCGGGCCGUCCUGGCCGCGUGCAGCGAAUACUUCUUGCAGGUGCUCGUCGGGCAGACGGAAAAUGACUUGGUCGUCAGCCUACCCGAGGAGGUCACGGCCCGGGGCUUCGGCCCGCUGCUCCAGUUCGCCUACACCGCCAAGCUGCUGCUCAGCCGGGAGAACAUCGAGGAGGUGAUCCACUGUGCCGAGUUCCUGCGCAUGCACAACCUCGAGGACUCCUGCUUCCGCUUCCUGCAGACGCAGCUGCUGAACAGCGAGGAUGGCCUCUUCCUGCGCAAAAGGGACACCCCGUGCCAGCGCAUGCACGACGCCGAGAACUCAGAGGGGGAGGAAGAGGAGGAGGAGGAGACGAUGGAGUCGGAGACGUCGAAGGCGUCCUGCCCGAGGGAGAGGAUGACGCGCUCGGAGCCCUUCCCCUCGGAGCCGGUGGCGCCCGUGGCCGAGGGCGAGAGGGGCCUGCCCCCGCCCUGCCCUGACGCGCCGGCCGGGGGCAAGGACCACGUGGCUGGAGACGCGCUCCCCCGCUACCCGAGAUACAAGAAAUACCAGCUGGCCUGUGCCAAGAACGUCUUCGCCGCCCCCCUCAUCGGUACCUCAGGUUUUGCGAGCACAUUCGGCGGAGAGGACCCCGGGCCCGGCCUCCGGACGGCCCUGGUGCUGGGCCAGAUCAAGAGCGAACCUCAGGGCGAGGAGAACGAAGAGGAGAGCGUCACCCUCUGCCUGUCCGCGGACGAGCCGGACGGCCGGGACAGGGAGGGGGAUGUGGACAUGGACGGCAGGGAGCCCGCCGCGGCCUACGUGGACCAGCGGCCCCCCGGCGGCGGCGCCUCCCCCCCUCCCCGCCUCCGGCCCUUCUUGGAUGGGACGAAGAGCGCGGACUUGGCCGGCCCGUCCGGUCCCUCCUCCCAGCAGCCCUUCGCCCGGAGCCCGGCGCGCCCCCCUCCGGACAAGAGGGCCUCUCAGGGUGACCACAGGACGGACUACGGCCCUCCGGCGGGCGGCUACGGGCCGCCCCCCGCCGCGCAGAAGGACACGGCCGCCUUCGGGGCCUGCUCCCCUCUCCGGGGCCCGGGCUUCGAGGCGCCGUGCAAGCAGGAAGGCGAGCUGGACCGCAGGAGCGUCAUCUUCUCGCCGGGCGCCGGCGAGCAGGGCAGCCCCGCGCCCCACCCCUACCCCGCCGGGCUGGACAGAGACCCUUUGGAGCCAGCGCCCAAGGGGGUGUGGCCCGGGGCCAGCCAGCCCUACCCCCACGGCGGGCCGGUCCCGGACCACCUGGCUGGAAGGCUGCGGCCCAACCCCAGCUGCCCGGUGCCCAUCAAAGUGUGUCCGCGCUCCCCGCCCCCGGAGACGCGCACCCGGACCUCGAGCUCCUGCUCGUCCUACUCGUACGCCGAGGACGGCAGCGGCGGCUCACCGUGCAGCCUCCCGCUGUGUGAGUUCUCCUCGUCCCCCUGCUCCCAGGGGGCCCGCUGCCUCGCGGCCGAGCCGCAGGAACCAGGGCUGGCGGGGGACGGGCUGUACGGCCAGGCUCGGCCCCAGAUCAAAUGCGAGCAGUCUUACGGAACCAACUCCAGCGACGAGUCGGGGUCGUUCUCGGAAGCAGACAGUGAGUCAUGCCCGGUGCAAGACAGGGGACACGAGGUCAAACUUCCCUUUCCUGUGGAUCAAAUCACCGAUCUUCCGAGGAACGAUUUCCAGAUGAUGAUAAAGAUGCACAAACUCACCUCAGAACAGCUCGAGUUCAUUCACGACGUUCGCCGGCGCAGUAAGAAUCGCAUCGCCGCUCAGCGCUGCCGCAAGAGGAAACUGGACUGUAUUCAAAACUUAGAAUGUGAAAUUCGCAAAUUGGUGUGCGAGAAAGAAAAAUUGCUGUCGGAGAGAAACCAGCUGAAGGCGUGCAUGGGGGAGCUCCUGGACAACUUCUCCUGCCUUUCCCAAGAAGUGUGCCGGGACAUGCAGAGUCCCGAGCAGCUCCAAGCCCUACAUCGUUACUGCCCCGUCCUCCGCCCCGUGGACCUGCCCGCCGCGGCCCCCGGGAUCAACCCCGCGCCCGCCGGUUUGGAGCCGGGCCCGGCCCCCACCUCGGCCGGGGAAAGGAUGCAGUGCUGCCCGGAGCCGAGCCCCUGGCUCCUCAACAACGCGGCCGAGAACUGCACGGCGGGGAGAGGGCCGGACGGGCCGGGCCAGGGGACGUUCUCGGAGAGGGGGCCCCCCCUGGACCUGGGCAGCCAGACGGUGACCGUGGACUUCUGUCAGGAGAUGACUGACAAAUGCACAACGGACGAGCUGCCCCGGAAAGAUUACACCUAGUGGCGGCGGCGGAGGCGGGAAGCCGGCGGGGUGGGCGGGACGGCCGCUCUGACGCUCUAGCGGGUCGUCGUUCACGCGUCGUCUGGAAAGGACGAAUUUGGUGCACACUACAGUGAUCUUAGCAGCAAUACUGAAUUUUUAAGUAUUCCCUCCUCUCUCUAAGCAGGAGUUACCUUCACAAUGGUGCUAUCCCUCGCUCGCUCAAGCAGGGAAUCGAACAGUGGGAACACUGUCUGUUUUUGUAUGUUGAUUUCAAUCGUAACAGGGAUGGACACGACACCUCUGAGGACCCCCCAACCACACAGCUUUUUCUCUCAGUGGCCCAUGUCACCGAACCCUAUCUCAGGAAUCUCCUCUGAAUGUUCAAUUUUUCAUGGAAGACAGCUUCUAUACACAUCAAAGUUUUAUAGCUAAACUGUACAUAUUAUAUAUAAUAUAUAAAUACAUAUAUAUAUAUAUAUAAAUAUCUAUCUCCAUAUGCAAAACUCCCUGCAUGCCUCAAUCUUCUCAUCCCCCAAACUGGAAACUUUCAUUUCUCACAUAGAAGCAGUUCCAACAUUCCUUCCGAGUUCCCGCCUCCCACCUCCCACCUACCCCCGCCGCUUGCCCUCUGUCUUCGUUGCUAGCCGUUAGCUUGGUAGCUGUUAAAAGGCGAUUUUUUUCAUCUUCUCCCCUCUCCAACAUCCCCCACCCCCACCUCCCACCCGAGUUCCCCCGUUCAGCAAUUUCACUCAGUUUGUGCUUAUUUAUAAAACAUUUCAACGUCGGAAGCUCAUCUGAGGGUUUAUUACCUAUCUCUUUUUGUUUUCCUUUGCCUUGGGCCCAUUCGAGGUGUGGCCAUCUGAGCAUUGUGGAAUUUGGGGUGUGUUUGUCCCUUAGCAGACAUUGUACAGUAAUGGUCAGCUUUGCCACUUGCACUGAGUUUUGGGUCAAACCUAUUUUCAUAAAUGAAGUCGCAACUUCAGUAUAACUCACAUAUACUGUAUAUUCUUUGCUUUUUAGUUCAAAAAGUAAAAACGUUUUAGCUACUAAAAGCACUCAGGUGAUAAUUAUGUAGGAAGAAAAACAGUCUUGCCAAAUAAUGAAUUCGCCCUACAAGUGUGCAGGUGAUAAUCCGCUUGAAUAUUUUUGUAGCUCACCUUGCCAUCCCCGCCUUUCACCCACCAAGCCGAUGCCCGAGUUCACGGCCGGGAGUCCCGGGGGGUUAGGUUGGUGGAGGUGGUGGUGGUGGUGGUGGUGGUGGUGAGAAAGAUCGGACUUCUCUCCCGAAAUGCCUUUAUUUGGGCUACUUGCCAGGCCUCAUCCUGACUCUCUGGGCUUGCUUUCGGAAAUCAGAUUUAACCUGAACCUCCCCCUUCUCCUCCCCUCCGUCCCUAGCAGCGAGCAAGUCAUGUUCAUUUCAACCCUUGAGUCGAUCUGCGCUCACUCUCCAAAGCGUCAAACACGUUGAAGGCCGGCCGUCCUCCCGCCGAGUUUGUGAAAGAAAUGGGGACGACCCUCCGAGGGAAUUUCUGGAGUUGAUGGGCUAAAAACCGGAGUCACGAGUCUUCAAACGGGCCGAGGAAUCCAAGCCGACUUUCCCUGGGAUGGGGAAGACCGCGAGCCGUGCUUGGCUCCGGGGUCGCUCAUCUCCCAAGGUGACUUUCCCUCCACGCACCCGACCCCCUGCCUCAUGCCAAGGCCGGGCCUAAGGCCCCAGCAGGAUGACCCGUGGACACCGUUCCUCUGGCUGGAAGCCGGAGUUCUCCUCUCACGCUAAAGUUUACAAGUAAGGUGUUACCCUCUCGAGAUCUCUGGCGGGGCUCACGGUCGCUCAGCUUGGCUCAGCCAGCGUCUUUCUUCAGGCAGACGUUCAUCUCCGCCACCCCCUUCCCAGUCCCGGAGUGCUUUUGACCGUCCACGCUCGGACUCCGGCCCGUGUUCCAGCGCGAUUUCUCGCCUCGCUCAUCCCUAGCUCCGGUCCAGCUCCGAAGGAGGACCACGGAUGAUUUCCUAUGGGGUUAGGGUGCCGGACGGCGGGGAGUGGAGGGCGGUCUUUCCGAUUCUUCGUUUGUGCCAUUGUUUCUUUGGGCCAAUAUUGAGCCGCGUGAAAAAGAGAAAAUUAGUGUCUAACGUAGGAGAAAAGUGAAACCAUCAUACCUUGUUUUAGUAUUAACUUUUUCUGUACAAAAUACUCGCCCUGAAUGUUUAACUAUGAAUUGAUCCCAGAGAUUGCUGAUCCAGUCAGUAAGGAGAAAAAGUAAUUUCUUUUUUUCCAAUGCUUUCUUUUUAUAAUUCUGCCUCUGGGAUUGUGUGUGUGUGUGUGUGCGUGUGCGUGCGUGCAUGUUUGUGUGUGUGUGUGUACAUGUGCGCAUGCGUGCUCUCCCAGGACACAAAUUCUUUUAGCACUCGUUUCGGAGAAUUCCACUUUUUGUCAUUGCUGUUUCAAUUUCUGCACCUCGUGAAGCAAAUCCGUACUUCCCUCACCAAGGUUUGGGAUGGUGGAGGAUGGCGGUGACAGAUGGAAUUUAAAACUAAAUGUGAAUCACACGAUAGCUUCAUAGGCUUGUGCUUUGGGGAGGAGAGGUGUCAACUGACAGUAUUUUUUAACUCUCUUGUGUUGCCUUAUUUUUUGUUGUUGUUGUUGUUGCUGUUGUUGUUUAAAGUGACCUCUUCCUUUAAAAACCAACACGUGUUUAACGAGUGUGUAAGUUACGAAAUCCAAACCGGCUUUUUGGCUUGAUUAACCCUGUUUAGACGACUCACGUGCAACUGGUAUCCUUGACUGCAUUCCAUCUGUGGGUUAUCUCUGUGGACAUUUUCCAUUGGCCCAGGCUCUGGGCUGCACCUCUGGCCUCUCUUUUUCCCCCCCUCCCCCUCCCCCUGCACCCCCCUGGUUCUUUUCUGUCCCCCAUCCUGGGGGGGGGGGGGGGGAGCGGCUCCGAAGAGGUCUCAUCGAGCAGGUCCGGAUCGUUUGGCUAUUUCAUUGUUUACCGUGAGCCCUGCGUGGCUGGUUUGGUGAAGUGGCUUCGUCUGACCUUUGCUCUUUUGAGCUGUGGGACUGUCAGACUGUUGCUGGAUGAACAGAAGGGGACAUUGAGAAGGACUCGCUCCAGCCCCGGGUCCAGCUGAAUGGCCUAAAAUAUUCAAAAGCAAACCCACCAUCCCCUCUCUUUCCCCCCUUCCCUCCGCCCCCAAAAUCAAGAUGCAAAAGUGGAAAGAAAAAGUUUGUAAAUAACAGCGGUUGUGGAAGUGUUUUCGACAGCGAUUGCUUUCCCCCUGAAACACAACAGCUGCCGGGUAAUGGUCUCCAGGGGUCCCAACUGGACCCAUGUUGGUUUGAAAUUGGGGUCUUUUAGGCAGCCCCCCCAGUGGAAGAGUUGGGUGGUGGGCUACACCAACCUUGGUUUCCUCUUUCUGCCUACGUCUCGGACCCCCCUCCCCCGUCCCCCCCCACCACCAACCGUGAGGUCUGCCUCGGUUCUACUUGUAUUUUGCCAGAAAACCUCAUUUCAUUUAGGCUUAGGAUGCUUUUUGUCAGGUGUGUGCUUCACUCCAUAAUAUAUUUAUUUCUCUGCAUUAUCUGGGGGUGCCUUGAAACUAAAAUGGAACUACACACUGAUUCUGGAACAAAUUGGUUGAGAGAAGAGGGGAGGGUGGAGAGGGGAAAGUCAACCCAGUCGUACCGAUAUUUAUAUCCCGGACAUCCUACGGAAUUGACGACUCAGGCAUCUGAGUUGAUGCUGCAGUGUGGAGCUCUUAUUUUGUAUAUUGUACAAGUAAUUUAUUUAAUGUCUCUUUCUAAGGGUAUGCUGCUUUGAAGAUGCACUAUAUUUUGGGAUUUAAUCCUUCGAGUAUUGUUUUCCCAAGGAAGUAAAACUGUUUCCUUGCAAAGGCUGACCCUGGAGACUAGUGGUGCCGGACGGCUAGGGGUCUCUUAAAAGGGAGUGCGAGGCGGCCGGCCCCGAGCAUGAUGGAAAACGGCGGCCGGCCCCGAGCUCGACGGGCAAUGGCUACGGGGCGGUUCAACCCCACCGACACCAGUAGUCGCCGGGCAAAUUUUCUGGCUCAUUUUACAGUCACCAAAGCGCCUACAGGGAAGCUCUGGAGACCAAUCGUGCUAAAAUCCCUGGGGAGGCGGGAGUUUUGCUGAAAUUAGAAGUAAACGGGAAGUUGGAAAAACAGGCUGCUUGCCCCUAGGUGAGGGUCUUUUCCCAGGAACUCAGAAAGCUUUCAAAGCGAGGCUCACUGCACGGAGUUCAAGCCAAGCCUGUAGCCGACCGCGUCCAAAGUCGCCCACUUGUUCAGGAUGGGGCUGGGGCAGGAGGAUCCGAGAAGACAGUUUCAACGCUUGUGUUAAACGUAGGGUGGGUGCAGCUUAAAAGUUCCCCCACAAGACUUCGUUUCCUGCGGGAGCCUGCGAAGGCCGAAUAGCAAAGGGGACCCCCACAAGACGGUCUUAUCCUAAAAACUGAGUAUUCCUCCGGAGGGAAAGGCUCUCGAUGUGGGUUAUGUCUCUGGCAAGGCAGUAGAGAUGGUGAUACGCUCUGGGCGGAUGGAGUAUCCAUAUCCACACGGGAGGUGUGUAUAUGUAUGUGCUUGUGUAUAAUAUGUAUAUGUGUAUUUAUAUCGUCUGAAUUAUUUUACGACCCAGGCAUCGGAUGUGAUGCUGUAGACUACUAUAGAUAUAUGUGUGUGUGUACACACACACACAUAUAUCUCUAUAUCUAUCUACAUAAUUUGUGCACACGUGUGUGUGCCAGUGAUACGUGUGUAUAUAGAAAAGACCUAUUGUGGUAGAUUGGGCAUGAGCUAUUAAUCGGACAGGGCAUCGGUCUUACUGGCGCUGAAAAGUGUAUGUACAGUAUUUUCCUACACUCCACCACGAUGGAUAUUAUUUAUAUCAAAUGAAUAUCAGCGACUCGCUUUCAAUUGUAAAAUGAGCAUAAUGCUGCCGUUUCAUGAAGAAAACCACUCUGUCGGGAGGGCGGUCGGCGUAGCUUCUAUUUACCAGUGGCCCCGGGGGGACGUGGGAGGACGGGAUGAGGGUCUGAGCUGGACCCUCCAGGAGAGAGCGGGGCACGGCAGGACCCGCAAGCUCUCCCUUUUCGGGAGAAAGGCUCCCCCGGCCCCCCACCCCCCCACCGGCGGAGGGCGAGUCGAGGGCCAGGGGUCCCCCUUGGCUUGGAGGGCGGGCUGCCCCCUCGAAUUUGUUCCAGAACCAGUCAGGUCCAAGUGCACCUCUAAUCUAUGCCUUACAACCUGCAGAGGUCAUAUUCAAAACAGGGUUUUACCAGUGUAUGCAAGGGGCACAAAGCCCCUCUCCUCUUCCUCCCCAGGUCAGACAAUAUGGACAGUUUUCACACAUAUCUACCUGUAUACUCCUCUGUACCUCUCAUAACUGGUCAAUGACUGUAACAGGUUACAUCAGGUGUUUUUCUACAUACUUUUUACACAGAUUCUAUGCGAUUAAUGUAACAAAUUCAAUGCAUCAUUUUAUUGUACUAGUUCUUAAGCCUGUCUAUUAUUUUUUUUUUCUAGGUGACUGUGGUUUCUCGUGAUUUUUAUUGUAAAAAUGAGAUGGCUGUUGAUGCUUACUCUCUGUUACUAAGAAUUUUUACCUUUUUGGAAAAUAAAGCAUUGCUAUGAACUAAUGAAUUAACUUCAUUUACUCAUUGUAAAUACAGUAUUGUGGAGGAAAAAAAAAACCGAAAAACCCUUUUCAUUCAUUUGAAUUGCUAGUGUUAACUGAAUUUUGUCUAGACACCAUUUCUGUUGAUGAAAUAAAGACAUAUCAUUAUGUAUUGUAAAUUAA